AUGCCGUCGAGAAAAACGAGUAAAGGAGCAUACCCGAAAUCAUCGACUCAACAUAACCUCAACGUAACACCAAGAAAUUGCAAUGCGUGCAAUGAGCCAGACUCCAUUGACGAUCAGGUCGAGUGCGAGAAAUGUUUAGCAUGGUACCAUUUCCAAUGUGCCGGAGUAAACGAAUCUGUAAAAAAUCACAGUUUCGUUUGUGCUGAGUGCAACUCACAAGUUCCGGUCGGGUCAUCAAGUUGUCACUCUGGCAAAUCCAACACAUCGAGUGCAAGAGCGCUCCGAAUGCAGAUUGAGCUUCAACGUAUGGAAGAGGAGAAAUUAUUACGCGAAAAGUUACUUCGCGAGCGGACGGAGGAAGAAAGGAGUAUGCAGGAAAAGGAGAAUGCGUUACAUGAGAAGAUUCUUCGGCAGGAAAAAGAAAGGAGAGCGAAGGAAAUGCAGGAAAGGCAGAGCAUCGAAGCGGAGCACAUAGCGAAGCGGUUUGAUAUUAUGCUCAGUCUCGUGGAGGAAAAACAUGGGAGCGAAGGCUCAAAAAGUUGUGUAACAAGCAGGAGCGGCGUAAGCAAGGUAAAGCAGUGGUUAAAUACCCAGCCGGCUACGACUUCGGAAACGAUCUCCGGGAGCAAAAUUACCCCGAUCGUUAUCCCGUCUGCCGAUGAAGAGAUAACCAAACACGUCAGCCAGAUGCAGCAACUCGAUAUGUUUAUUUCACCACAGAAGAAGGCAAUUGUCAACGAAGAAGUACCAAACUUUGACAUUUCUUCUUAUGCUCCAGCCAAUGCGAUGGUGCAGCCACAGGUGCAACCACAGCCACACAUUCCGGAUUUCUUGAAACCAGGAUUCAUACAUGCAGGUUUAACAGCGAAUGUUUUGUCAACGGAACAGGCGAAGCUGUGCAAAACGGCUCUUCAAGUGGAGUCUCAUCAACAUUCGUCGAAGUUAUUCAACCAACAACGUUCCCAGCGUGAUGAUCAAUCGUGUUCGCAGCCGCCUCGAGGGGAUCCUGUCACCACAAAGGAAGAUUGUCAACCGAGGAUUUCUACAGCAUGGCGUCCCCCACUCCCAACGUACAAUAAGCACCAGCAAUCCAUACAUGAGGUAAUGCCAGUAAUGCAGACGGUUAUCAAGCCAGUCGAAUCUGCACAAUCGUCGGGGGUUUUCUCAUUGCAUAGUGAGAAUGGGAAAUCAACUCUCUUCCGCUUAAUUCCCGUAACUAUUUAUGGACAGCAUGUUCAUGUCGACACAUUCGCUUUCAUGGAUGAUGGAUCUGAAUUAACGCUGAUGGACGAACGCCUCGCAGACCAGCUUGAUAUUAAAGGGCAGGUUAGCCCUCUCAGUAUGCAGUGGACUAGCGACAUUACUCGUACAGAAUCAGAUUCGAGGAUCAUGCAGAUCAAAAUAUCCGGCCGUAAAUCCAACAGGCAGUAUCAACUGAAGGACGUUCGCACCGUAACUAAUUUGAAUCUUCCGUCGCAAACUCUUUCGUUCAGCGAAUUGCAGAAGCGUUUUAAUCAUUUGCGUGGACUUCCGAUGGAGAGUUAUAGCAACGUGACACCUCAACUUUUAAUCGGUCUCAACAAUACUCAUCUCAGUACUGCUCUGAAAUUUAGAGAAGGCACAAGUGGUGAACCAGUGGCUACUAAAUCAAGGCUCGGAUGGUCGGUUCAUGGGAAUUUAUCAGGUAUUCAACGAGUGCAACGCGAUCAUCAUCAUGUUCAAGUCUGCAGACAAUCGUCUUCGAUAACGUCAAAUGAAAAAUUACAUGAAAUGGUGCAGAACUUUUUCAACGUUGAAAGUGUGGGAGUUUCCGUAGUUCCUCUUUUGGAAUCAGCCGAUGAUGAACGAGCUAGAAGUAUAUUAAAGAAUACCACUGUUCGAACAUCCAGUGGACGUUAUGAGACCGGACUUCUUUGGCGCUAUGAUUUCAUCGAAUUUCCAGAAAGCUGGCAAAUGGCUGAACGUAGACUCCAGUGUUUGGAGCGACGACUAAGUGCCAAUCCUGAACUGUACGAAAAUGUGAGAAAGCAAAUAACAGAAUAUGAGAUCAAAGGAUAUGCGCAUAAGGCUACUGAAGAAGAGCUACGCACAGCCGACUUACGUCGCGUGUGGUACCUUCCCUUAGGCGUCGUUAUGAACACUAAAAAACCAGACAAAGUUCGUAUCGUGUGGGAUGCAGCAGCGAAGGUAGACAACGUUUCCUUUAAUAGUAUGAUGCUCAAGGGACCUGACUUGCUUUCAUCCCUUAUUGGUGUGAUAUUCCGGUAUCGUCAACGACAGAUCGCCGUAAACGGCGAUAUUAAAGAAAUGUUUCACCAGAUACGCAUUCUAGAAAACGACUGUCAGUCGCAGCGGUUUUUAUGGAGAAGCGAUCGAUCACUUCCUAUCGACAUUUAUAUUAUGAACGUAGCUACGUUCGGAUCGACCUGCUCGCCAUGUAGUUCACAGUAUGUGAAGAACCUCAACGCACAAGAAUACGAGAAACAGUAUCCACGAGCGUCUUAUGCUAUCCAGAGGAAUCAUUAUGUGGACGACUAUCUGGAUAGCUUUGAUAGCAUUAGCGAAGCAAUAGAGGUUGCGAAGGAAGUGAAACUAGUUCAUGCUAAGGCAGGGUUUGAAAUGCGAAAAUGGCUUUCGAACUCAACAGAAGUGACAGAAAAAGUUGGUGGAAUAGUAACGGAAUUCUGUAAAUCUUUCACUAGUAAUGAGAGUGAGCGUGUUUUAGGCCUGGUAUGGUAUCCAGAAGAGGAUGUUUUCCGCUUUUCUCUGCUGAUUCGCGAAGACUUGGUUACGAUUAUUGAAGGGAAUGUCAUUCCAACCAAACGUGAAGCACUACGACUAGUUAUGAGCCUUUUUGAUCCACUCGGUUUGAUAACUAUGAUCACCGUACAUGGAAAGGUGAUUAUCCAAGACAUAUGGAGGUCUGGUAUAGGAUGGGAUGAAAAAUUAUCUUCGGAAUUAUUUUGUCGCUGGAAAUGUUGGACAAAGGUGUUAACGAACCUUGAAGAAAUCAAAAUUCCACGUUGUUAUUUCCCUCACUACGAUCAGCAUAGCUAUAACACGCUAGAGUUGCAUACUUUCGUCGACGCAAGCGAGUCAGCAUACGCAUGUGUAGCGUAUUUCCGAAUAGUGCAAAACGGUGUAGUAAGAUGCGCAUUGGUGUCGUCAAGAAGUAAAGUGGCUCCACUUAGAUCAACAUCCAUACCAAGACUAGAACUGCAAGCUGCUGUCAUUGGAGUACGCUUAGCAAGAUCUAUUGCCAAGGAACACACGAUUAACAUCACACGUAGAAUAUUUUGGACAGAUUCCAGCACGGUGUUGUCCUGGAUACACUCCGAUCACCGCCGCUACAAGCAAUAUGUAGCCUUCAGAAUCAGCGAGAUUUUGAGUGAGUCAAGCGUGACAGAAUGGAAAUGGGUCCCAACGCGGAAGAAUGUUGCGGAUGAAGCGACUAAAUGGAAUAAAAAUAACUUCUACAGCCCCAGCUCGCGAUGGUUCACAGCUCCAGAGUUUCUUUAUGAAGCGGAAGAAAACUGGCCUCGACAACAUCCACUACAAACGCAGACUACCGAAGAAAUAAAAGUAAUCCACCAUCACAGAGAAAGUACGGGAAAUUGUAUGAUCACCUUUGAACGUUUUUCGAAGUACGAGCGACUUGUGAGAUCAGUAGCGUAUAUUCAUCGAUUUGUAGAAAUAAGUCGUAAAGUGACGUCGUCAGAGAAUAAACCAAAUGGACUUACACGAGAGAAUCUACGAGAAGCAGAAACAACAAUUUGGAAACUUGUUCAACAAGAAUCUUAUGCUGUUGAAAUUGAAAUAUUAAAGAAAUGUGUUAACGAUCAACAGAAGCACAUACGUCUGGGGAAGAAGAGUCCGCUCUACAAACUCUCUCCAUUUAUCGAUGAUUGUGGAGUCGUUCGUAUGGACAGUCGCCUAAAUAACGCUCUAUGUGUGCCCAGCGAAACUAGAAAUCCUAUUAUCUUGCCGAAAAAUCACUACGUAACGAAUCUGUUAGUCCACUCGUACCAUCGUCGAUUGGGACACAGUUGCAAUGAAACUGCGGUUAAUGAGCUCCGACAAAAGUUCCGUAUUCCUAGCCUUCGUACAGUGGUUCGUAAAGUAGCGAAAAAUUGUGCAUGGUGUCGCAUCUACAAAACCCAGCCGGCUAUCCCUCGUAUGGCCCCGCUGCCUCUAAUUCGUCUGUCACCGUAUAUACGACCUUUCACGUUCGUCGGUUUGGACUAUUGUGGACCGUUUCUAAUACGGGUUGGUCGAUCCACCGUUAAGCGAUACGUUGCUCUCUUCACGUGCAUGACGAUAAGGGCAGUACACCUUGAAGUAGCGCAUGCUCUCUCCACAGAAUCCUGUAAACUCGCCAUCAGGCGAUUCAUAGCCAGACGAGGAUCACCUCAGAAGAUUUAUAGUGAUCAAGGCACAAAUUUUCAAGGAGCAAGAGGUGAAUUACUUGUAGAGCUACGCAAUAUCAACAGAGAAUUAGCUGGGACAUUCACGAAUUCUCUAACUCAAUGGCAUUUCAAUCCACCGGCAGCUCCCCAUAUGGGAGGAAUUUGGGAGCGGAUGGUGAGAUCCGUGAAAACUGCGCUAUCAGCUUUGGCUGCUCCCAGAAGACCAGAUGACGAAUCGUUCCUAACAGUAUUGACAGAAGCCGAGUCAAUUGUAAAUUCGCGACCGCUGACAUAUAUUCCUUUAGCCAAUGAAAACCAGGAAUCACUAACACCCAACCAUUUCCUACUGCUGAGUUCCACUGGCGUCGUUCAAACUACAAAGCUGCCUACAGAGGAAAGAACGACAUUAAGAAAUAACUGGAACUAUGUGCAAUAUGUCUUGGAUCAGUUUUGGAAGCGCUGGAUAAAUGAAUACCUUCCAACUAUAGCCGAUCGGAAUAAGUGGUUCGAAGAGGUCACGCCUAUCAAAGUUGGUGACCUUGUGGUAGUCGUCGACGAAGCUAUUCGAAACAGCUGGAUACGGGGACGUGUGGCAAGAGUGUAUCCUGGAAAGGAUGGACGGGUGCGCAGGGCUGAUAUCAAGACAAAAUCUGGUAUACUUCAGAGACCGGUGACAAAAAUUGUGGUGCUCGAUGUCUCAACAAGUGGUAUGGCUGAACCUCAGAAUUCUUCAAGUGACCAGCAAUACGGGGUGGGGGAUGUUACCGACGAUCACCACCGAGAUGGCAACCCGGCUGUAGACUUGCCACAAGGGUAA
Toxorhynchites rutilus septentrionalis is the source of this 5223-nucleotide messenger RNA. RefSeq lists its product as uncharacterized. Lineage: Eukaryota; Metazoa; Arthropoda; Insecta; Diptera; Culicidae. The coding region runs from base 1 to 5223 and encodes 1740 amino acids. Gene Ontology annotation, molecular function: nucleic acid binding. Gene Ontology annotation, biological process: DNA integration. The record is from RefSeq and is a predicted model, not a curated record. The transcript has 2 exons.